Messenger RNA from Staurois parvus, 1191 nucleotides. The record is from the annotation of a GenBank genome assembly. Lineage: Eukaryota; Metazoa; Chordata; Amphibia; Anura; Ranidae.
AUGGCAGUGCCAGCAAUACAGGGCACCGGCUACCAUCUCCGGAGGAUGCUCACCCAUUUUCCCCAGGAUAUCAGCCUCGCCUUCGCCUAUGGAUCAGCGGUGUUCAGACAGACCGGGGCCUCCCAGAGCCAUGCCAAUAGCAACAUGCUGGACUUUGUGUUUGCAGUUGAUGACCCUGUCACAUGGCAUACCAUGAAUUUAAUGCAGAGCCGGAGUCACUACUCAUUCCUGAAAUAUCUGGGGCCCAAACAAAUCACUAAUGUCCAGAAUAAGUAUGGAGCCGGAGUCUAUUUUAACACGCUGGUUCCAUGUGAUGGAAAGGUCAUCAAAUAUGGGAUCGUCAGUACUGAUACUCUCAUUGAAGACUUGCUUUAUUGGAAGACUUUGUACAUUGCUGGUCGUUUACAUAAACCGGUGAAGAUCUUAGUACAGAAGGAGAAUGAGCAGCUACGUACUGCACUGAACACGAACCUGAAGAGUGCUGUCAUUGCUGCUUUCCUUAUGUUACCCGAAAGUUUUUCUGAAGAGGAGCUCUUCCUGCAUAUUGCUGGCCUCUCUUAUUCAGGUGACUUCCGCAUGAUAAUUGGUGAAGAUAAAGCCAAGGUGAUGAACAUUGUCAAACCAAACAUUGGCCAUUUUCAGAAGCUGUACAGUGGCAUACUCCAGGAGUGUCCUCAGGCUGUUUACAAACCUACAUUGGGUAAAGUAGAGGUAGAUAAGAGCCCAGAGGGCCAGUUUCUACAACUAAUGAAUCUGCCAAAGACUUUACAACAGAAAAUAACAGAUUUCAUGGAUCAGCCGGGUAGGAACCGGGAUGUGGAAGAAGUAUUGUUACAAGUAGCUCAGGACCCCGACUGCGGCAUUGUGGUGCAGCAAGGUGAGACCUUUAAAUUUACAGCAUUUUGUAUUGAUGGCACAUUUAAGAUUUGUAGCAUUCAAAUAUGUAAAUACAUACAACGAUCUUCAGCUUUACCUAUAACGCUACCACUUCCCCCUCACUACCCCUCUGUGUUGGCGUCCCUCAAGGCUCCGUCCUCGGGCCCCUUCUCUUCUCCAUCUACACCUCCUCCCUUGGCCAACUCAUACACUCUCAGGGCUUCAACUACCACCUCUAUGCCGACGACACGCAAAUCUAUCUCUCAGCCCCCCACCUCACCCCCUCAGUCUCCACCCGAAUCACAAACCUACUAA